Pundamilia nyererei is the source of this 4435-nucleotide messenger RNA. Its product is annotated as myoneurin. Lineage: Eukaryota; Metazoa; Chordata; Actinopteri; Cichliformes; Cichlidae. The coding region runs from base 146 to 1747 and encodes 533 amino acids. The record is from RefSeq and is a predicted model, not a curated record. Gene Ontology annotation, biological process: regulation of transcription by RNA polymerase II. Gene Ontology annotation, cellular component: nucleus. The transcript has 10 exons. Gene Ontology annotation, molecular function: sequence-specific DNA binding; DNA-binding transcription factor activity, RNA polymerase II-specific; protein binding.
UGUCGUCUCGCGAGAACUUCGAUGUCACGUGGAUUAUGGCUGAAGAUCGCGGAUAUUAGAAGGAGAGAAAUCUACAAACCGAGAGCAAAGAGGAGGCGAAGCUGUGACUCUUCAGCAGCUCUGACACACUACUCACACAGCAGUGAUGGCGCAUGUCUUCAACCAUGGGAAGCUGCUCCUGCAGCGCCUGCAUCAGCAGCGGGAGAUGGACUUUCUGUGUGACAUCACCAUAAUGGUGAAGGACGUGGAGUUCAGGGCUCACCGUAACAUCCUCGCUGCGUUCAGUGAGUAUUUCUCCUCCCAUGCUGAAAAGGGGGAAGAGAUCACGACUUUGGACCCCGACAAGGUCAGCCGGUACUCGCUGGAGAAGCUCCUGGAGUUCGUCUACACGGGACACAUGAACCUCAGCAGCAAAGUAGACUUGGAUGUGAUGAAGCCAACGUCAGAUACAUACACGUUAUGGAAAGAGGAGGAGGAGGAGGCGGGGGAUGACAGCAUUGGCGGAGGCACAGAGGAGGAGGAGGCGGGGGAGGGAGUGGAAGAGGGAGAGAUCGGGGAGAUGGAUGCGCUGGCUCUGGGCGAGAUGUCGCUGUCGUGCACAGAGUGCAACAAACUGUUUAAAGACGUGAGCAGCCUGCGCCGCCACGAGAAGAUCCACAAGGGGCUGAAGCCGUUCGCCUGCAUCUUCUGCUCCAAAACCUUCAGGCAGGCCACGCAGCUGAAAACACACCUGCGCAUACACACAGGCGAGAAGCCGUUCAAUUGUGCCGAUUGUGACAAGUGUUUCGCUCAGAAGUGCCAGCUGGUCGCUCACCGCCGAAUGCACCACGGCGAGGAGAAGCCGUACACCUGUGAGCGCUGCGGCUUCAAGUUUGCUACCUCGUCCAAUUAUAAAAUACACAUCAGACUGCACAGCGGGGAGAAACCGUACGUCUGUGACAUCUGCGGCCAGGCGUUCGCUCAGUCCAGCACGCUGACGUACCACAAGCGACGACACACUGGGGAGAAACCGUACCAGUGCGACCUGUGUGGCAUGUCUUUCUCUGUGUCUUCCUCUCUCAUUGCCCACACACGUAAACACACUGGCGAGACUCCGUACAAAUGUUCGCAGCCUAAAUGCGACGCCAAAUUUGUCACAUCAUCUGAACUGAAGAAACACAUGCGGCGACUUCACCCAGAGGGGAACAGCGGCGUGCAGUGCCUGCUCUGUGGAAACAGAUUUGCCAGCGUGAAGAACAUGAUCAAACACCAGGACAAAGCUCACGCCGACGAAGUGCGGCAACACAAGGAGAGAGCCCGAGCCGUGGUCCUGCUGUCCACCAGCCAUCCCGUGGCCUUCGUCCAGAGCAAGCUCUCCCAGGAGAACAAAGGUUUGGGCUCCAUCCCCGAGGGCGAGCCGGCCAACCCUGAACCGGCCACUCCCAACCCCAAAGCCACCGACCCCGCCGCGGCUGCCUCCGACGUCGCCACCACUGACUCUGCUGCAACCACCGCCAGCGUGACCGCUGACAGCGUCACGGACGCCGCCGCCAUCAUCCAGGACUUCAAGGCGGAGCCCACGCACACCCCUCUCACCACCACAGAGCAGGUGACCUUCGACGCCGAUCAGGAGCAGACCAUCAACUCGGACACGCUGCACGCGCUGGUGGAGCAGCUGCGGCCGCCGCCUUCGCCCGCACAGACGCUGGAGCAGAUUGUCAUCAUCAAGACGGUGGACAACAUGGACAACAUGCCCCCCCAGCAGUGAGGCCUGAGUAACACUGAUCAGAACUAAACUUCAGUUUUAAACAGUCACUCGCUGAUUGGCUUAAAGUCAGUGCUCAUGUUCAGGAUAAAAAAAUCAACAUUUGUAAAGAUAAUCUACAAUACAAAGACAAUUUGGUCCAACUCGGGCUUUAUUUUCAUAGUUUUGACCAUCAUUUCAACCUGUUUUACAAACAGGAAAUGCGAGCAGUUGAGUUAGAAACAAACAUCAAGGUUAGACAAAAUAUUUUGGACGACGGACGGCAAAAUAUAAUCCAAACUUUGUGUCGCCACAUUCAGUUAAAUCCAGUAGGACAGACAGACAGUGAUGGGAGCGUUUUCAGACUUUUUAGAUAAAUUAAUCUCAUUAUGUGAUUAUUAUUUGUCAAAAAAAGUCUCAAGCAGAAUCCUCAGAAGUCUUUUUUUGUUUUCCAUACUUCCCAAAACCCAAAGACUUUCAGCUCUCUGUGAGUUAAAAUGGAGAAAAGCACCAAGUUCUGCAUUUCAGAGGCUGAAACUAGAAACAUGUGAUGUGGUUUCCACAAUUUGUACGUGGAAAAACCAGAAUAAUGAUUCGCCGGCGUGCACACAUUUAAUAUUUUGCAAUAAUAAAAAAACUUUCCAGUAUUUUUUUUUUUUUAAGUUGUGACGUAUGAGAAACAGACGAUCAGAUUCACAGCUCAUAGUCUGUAUUUUGGUUUAUUAUCAAAAUCACUUAGAUUCUAACAUAUUUACAGACGAGUGUUUCCACCAAAUUAACACUGAUGCAAAAAGCAUCAAAUGAAGCUAUAAACCCCCCUCCUCCUCCUCCCAAAACAUAAACCCUUAAAGAAGCAGCGUGGCUUCAGUUGAGUUGGUUUACUGGUCAAAACUAUAAGAAUAAAACCUGACCCAGUCAUCCUUUUAAAAAUGCCCAUAUUUUUAGUAGAAGUGAAAUGAAAUUCAUGAUCCAGCAGGACGAUUUACAGCUCCUCAAGGAGAACACGGGUAAUAUGGCAAACAAAAUGCAGUUUAACCGUGUCAGUGGCCGAUACUGUUGUGUGACGCCAGUCUUGAGCUUGAGGAAAAAAAGGAGUGUGAUGGAGAUCUGAAAGAGGCUAAAAACAGAUCAGUUAUUUUUCUAAUGAAGAUUUUUGUUUCCUUGGCAGAGAGGAGGAAAGAGCGGCAAUAAAAGGCAGAAUCAAAUUAUUAUAACCUGAAGAAUCCCAAUAAGAUUCUCUCUUUGUGUUCAGCAGUGACGUCAUGAUCAGCACUGAUGAUUUCAUGCUGUUGUGCUUAAACCUGUUUCACUUUGAAUGACCUGCUAACUGUUCGUUGGAGUCACAGUUAAACUACAUUCUUUCUGUAAAAUCCACUGUUUGGGUUUACCAGAUGUAACCAGUUUUCUCCCAGCAUUAACCAGCUGUACACAUAAAGAUAACCAGUUUGAUUACUUGUGCUGUCUUUUCAAUCAGCAGAUGUCAGAAUCAGGAGGGAAGGGAGGGGGGAAAAAGCCCAAUCAGCAGAUCUGUACAAUUUACCGUUGUUCAAAUGUCCAACGUUCUGAUCCAAGUUCCUUGUUUCACUUCCCAGCUUAAUGGUGAAGUGUGUGAAAAAAGAAACUGAUUCUACAUUUUCUUCUACUGUAGAAAGUGAAGCUUUGAUUCACAGCGACUGACCUGCUUCAAACCGCUUAAAGGUGCUUUUUGUAAAAACAGCCAGUUGUGUGAAGAUGAUUUAAAAGUCCAAAGACGAGCGUGUUGGGUUACUGUGAGCGUGAAUUGUUGUAUAUCUGACCAGAAGAAUGAUUUCAAGGGUAUAAGCAGCAAUGAAAAAAGGAGUUUCCUCCUGUGGAUUUCUGGGAUCUCCAUUAGAGAGAGGGCGAUUAGCUCAGGGUAGGAGGAGUCAGUUUAGGUAGUUCAGCUUCCUCCUUUAGCGAGGUGUUUCAGGACUGUCUGCUGGAUUAAGUGGCUGGAAGAGGAAGGUCUCCUUAGACUGCAGACCCCACAACCAUGAUCUGGAUACACAGACGGAUGGAAAUCAACAUCUUUGUAUUUUGUGGCAGAGAUGUCAGCUAAAGCAAGGCUGAGCUGUACUCCUGUAAUACCACUUUGGACCACAAGGUGGAGCAGUGAGUCAGUAUAGUGUCCUCUCUGUCACACUGACCUGGCUCGUUUGGUAGCUAAAAGACUGUAGUGUUUUUAUAAAGCGAACAGAAACUUUAGAUAAGCUAGAGGUCUGAUCAGAUAUUAUUUUAAACUUACACAGAAGAAGGUGGCGCUGUUUGGGGCGGAUAACUGUGCUUCCUGGUGAAACACCACCUCCUGGUGGUGAACGUUUGCAUUACACUUUUUGUUUCUUUUUCUUUUUUUACAAAAAGUACCUUUAAAGUCCUCUAACCUCACACAACAUUUUCUCCGAUGUGGAUGUCGUGGCGGCAGUUUUUUGUUUGUUUGUUUUUUCUAUUACAGCUUCCUUUUGUUUGAUGGAGUAACGCUUGUAAAGAAUAACUCUGAUACAGUACAACUCCGUUUUAAUAGUUAGCGUAGUGAAUAGGAGCUUUGGUAUCAUAAGAUGUAACAUCUUUAUUUAUCAAGCAAUAAAUGUUCCACCCUGCAGUGACAUGUGAUGAUAAUGGUGGCUUCAUUGAUGUAAUAGAGGCUCUUUUUAUUCUUCUUUUUUCUUUUUUAAGUAAAUCAGUUGUUUCAGUGUG